Messenger RNA from Apus apus (common swift), 6994 nucleotides. It is a transcript of the gene SLC4A4, whose product is annotated as solute carrier family 4 member 4. The coding region runs from base 229 to 3522 and encodes 1097 amino acids. NCBI's taxonomy places the organism in Eukaryota, Metazoa, Chordata, Aves, Apodiformes, Apodidae. Gene Ontology annotation, molecular function: monoatomic anion transmembrane transporter activity; sodium:bicarbonate symporter activity; solute:inorganic anion antiporter activity. Gene Ontology annotation, cellular component: plasma membrane; basolateral plasma membrane. Gene Ontology annotation, biological process: bicarbonate transport; monoatomic anion transport; regulation of intracellular pH. The record is from RefSeq and is a predicted model, not a curated record. The transcript is spliced from 26 exons.
AGGAGAAGACCUGCAGUCAUAGAAAGCAGGACUUGACUUUUUAGGUGUCUUUUCCUGGUCUGCUCUGCCGCUUGUUUUAUGAGCGUUAAUUGUAAUGGCCCAGCAUAGUUGGGCACCUGUACAGCUCCUGGUAUGGCUGGCAGUACCUGAGACUCUUGAAAUCCUCCAGCGUAAGCGGCUGUAAAACUGAAAGGUCACUUAUUGUCGAAGUACAAAGAAAAAGCAGGAAUGCAUCAAAGGAUGGAGGACGAGGCAGUACUGGAUAGAGGGGCUUCCUUCCUUAAACAUGUAUGUGACGAAGAAGAAGUGGAAGGUCAUCACACCAUCUACAUUGGGGUCCAUGUGCCAAAGAGCUAUAGGAGAAGGAGGCGUCACAGAAGAAGACCUGGGCACAAAGAAAAGAAAGAAAAGGAGAAAAUCUCUGAGAACUACUCCGACAAAUCAGAUGUAGAAAACGCUGAUGAGACAAGCAGCAGCAUCCUUAAACCACUCAUCUCCCCUGCGGCCGAACGCAUCCGCUUCAUCCUCGGAGAGGAAGAUGACAGCCCAGCACCCCCCCAGCUCUUCACGGAGCUGGAUGAACUUCUCGCCAUCGAUGGACAAGAGAUGGAAUGGAAGGAGACUGCAAGGUGGAUCAAGUUUGAGGAGAAGGUGGAACAAGGUGGAGAGCGAUGGAGCAAACCUCACGUGGCCACCUUGUCUCUGCACAGCUUGUUUGAGCUAAGGACAUGUAUGGAGAAAGGUUCCAUAAUGCUGGAUAUAGAGGCCACUUCUCUCCCACAGGUGGUGGAAGUGAUUGUUGACAAUCAGAUUGAGACGGGGCUUUUGAAACCAGAACUGAAGGACAAAGUCACCUACACGCUGCUCAGGAAGCACCGGCACCAGACCAAGAAGUCCAACCUGCGUUCUCUGGCUGACAUUGGAAAGACCGUCUCCAGUGCAAGUAGGAUGUUUACCAACCCCGAUAAUGGCAGCCCAGCCAUGACUCACAGAAACCUGACUUCCACCAGUCUGAAUGACAUCUCUGACAAGCCUGAGAAAGAUCAGCUGAAGAAUAAAUUCAUGAAGAAGUUGCCCCGUGAUGCUGAGGCCUCCAACGUGCUGGUGGGGGAGGUGGACUUCCUGGAGGGCCCUUUCAUUGCCUUCGUCCGGCUGCAGCAGGCCGUCAUGUUGGGUGCUCUGACCGAAGUCCCUGUACCUACCCGGUUUCUCUUCAUUCUCCUGGGACCAAAGGGCAAAGCAAAGUCCUAUCAUGAGAUUGGCCGAGCUAUCGCCACUCUGAUGUCGGAUGAGGUUUUUCAUGACAUUGCCUAUAAAGCCAAGGACCGGCAGGACCUGAUUGCUGGCAUUGAUGAGUUUCUGGAUGAAGUCAUAGUGCUCCCUCCUGGGGAAUGGGACCCAGCCAUUAGGAUAGAGCCCCCCAAGUCUCUUCCUUCUUCAGAUAAAAGGAAAAACAUGUACUCUGGUGGAGAGAACCUCCAGAUGAAUGGAGACACACCUCAUGAUGGAGGCCAUGGCGGCGGGGGCCACGGGGACUGCGAAGAACUGCAGCGAACAGGCAGAUUCUGUGGUGGCUUAAUCAAAGACAUCAAGAGGAAAGCACCGUUCUUCGCCAGUGACUUCUACGACGCUUUAAAUAUCCAGGCCCUCUCAGCCAUUCUCUUCAUCUACCUGGCCACAGUGACCAAUGCCAUCACGUUUGGAGGACUGCUUGGGGAUGCUACGGAAAACAUGCAGGGUGUCUUGGAGAGCUUUCUGGGCACAGCUGUCACCGGUGCCAUAUUUUGCCUUUUUGCUGGUCAACCUCUCACGAUCCUGAGCAGCACGGGACCUGUGCUCGUCUUUGAACGGCUCCUCUUUAAUUUCAGCAAAGACAAUGAUUUUGACUACCUGGAGUUUCGUCUCUGGAUCGGCCUGUGGUCAGCCUUCCAGUGUCUCGUCCUUGUCGCUACUGACGCCAGCUUCCUGGUCAAGUACUUCACCCGCUUCACUGAAGAAGGCUUUUCCUCCCUUAUUAGCUUCAUCUUCAUUUAUGAUGCUUUCAAGAAAAUGAUCAAGCUGGCAGAUCAUUACCCCAUCAACUCCGAGUUCAAGGUGGAUUAUAUCACGCAUUACUCUUGUGCCUGUGAACCAUUAGAUCCAGUUAAUAGCUCGUUAUUUAAUGGGACGAUGGUGCCGUCAGCUGAUGAGCUGUUCUCUUCCUCUGCUGGAAUGCACAACUCCACCAUUGACUGGUCAUCUCUGACAACGAAGGAGUGCUUGAAAUACGGAGGGCGACUUGUGGGCAACAACUGCGGAUUUGUUCCUGACAUCACCCUCAUGUCUUUCAUCCUCUUUUUUGGCACUUACACCUGCUCCAUGGCCCUGAAGAAAUUCAAGACCAGUCGCUAUUUUCCAACCACUGCCCGGAAGCUCAUCAGUGACUUUGCCAUUAUCUUGUCCAUUUUGAUUUUCUGUGGAAUAGAUGCCCUGGUAGGUGUGGACACACCAAAACUAAUUGUGCCAAGUGAAUUCAAGCCAACCAGUCCCGAGAGGGGUUGGUUUAUCCCACCUUUUGGAGGGAAUCCAUGGUGGGUCUACCUAGCUGCAGCCAUCCCUGCACUGCUGGUGACCAUCCUCAUCUUCAUGGACCAGCAGAUCACAGCUGUCAUUGUCAACAGGAAGGAGCACAAGCUCAAGAAAGGUGCUGGGUAUCAUCUGGAUUUGUUCUGGGUGGCCAUCCUGAUGAUCGUAUGCUCCUUUAUGGGUCUGCCCUGGUACGUUGCUGCUACCGUGAUCUCCAUUGCUCAUAUUGACAGCUUGAAGAUGGAGACGGAAACUUCAGCCCCUGGAGAGCAGCCCAAGUUUUUGGGAGUGAGGGAGCAGAGGGUCACUGGAAUUAUCGUUUUCAUUCUGACUGGUGUGUCUGUCUUUAUGGCUCCCAUCCUCAAGUUCAUCCCCAUGCCUGUGCUCUACGGCGUCUUCCUCUACAUGGGCGUCGCAUCCCUCAACGGCGUGCAGUUCAUGGACCGUCUGAAGCUGCUCUUGAUGCCUCUGAAACACCAGCCUGACUUCAUCUACCUGCGCCAUGUCCCGCUGCGCAGGGUCCAUCUCUUCACCUUCCUGCAGGUGGUGUGCCUGGCUCUCCUCUGGAUCCUCAAGUCCACUGUGGCUGCUAUCAUAUUCCCUGUCAUGAUCCUGGCCCUUGUAGCAGUCAGAAAAGCCAUGGACUACCUCUUCUCCCAACAUGACUUAAGCUUCCUUGAUGACGUCAUUCCAGAAAAGGACAAGAAAAAGAAAGAGGACGAGAAGAAGAAGAAGAAGAAGAAGGGCAGUAUGGACAGUGACAAUGAUGAUGAGAAAAAUCACCAACAUUCCUUGAACGCCAUACGUCAUGCUGAUGCAAUUCCUUUCCUUCAGUCACACACCAUGCCAAGCCCUCCACGAACUCCAGUAAAAGUUGUGCCUCAAAUUAGAAUAGAACUUGAGCCUGAAGACAAUGGUUAUUUCUGGAGGAGCAAGGGAACAGAAACUACUUUGUAAUUUGUCUGUCUGUUAAAUCUUUUCUGGAAUUUAUUUUGCCACUAGCCAAAUAUUAAAAUGCUCUCUGCUCCCCACCCGCAAAGGAAAAUGCACCGUCCCCCGGAUCUCCUCCCACCCUUCCUCACCCCGUGUCCCCCCGCUGACCAAGACUGGUUUGGCCUUCUCUGUUGCUUCCACACACCUGUGUCUCUCUGGUGGGCAAGCAGAGAGCAGAAGCAGUAAGGAUCCCAUCUCAUCCCCGUGGGAGCUGGCAGAGGAGCUGGCAUGACUGUUGCUGGGCACCAGUGUUUGUUCCUGUGUCCUGUUUGUCCUCUGGCAGAACAAAACUGACCUCCAGGCUAAUUUGAUGUCUUGCUUCCACUGCUGGAAGAUGCUGGAAAGUGCUGCUAACAGAAACUUGCUCUUCAACCCUGUGCUUGUAGUUACCACGGGAAGGAAAAGGCAAAGGUACUUGACUCCCAGCACAGAGAAACCAUUGCCAUCGUUGUAGCAUGUGUUUUGAAAUGUCCCUUUCCUAUGCAAUUUUUUUUGUUUGUUUUAAGAAACACUUUAAUGGACUUAAUCUGUCAGGUACAUUGAAGAGUGUUAUUUUCCUAGAUUAUUUUGUUUAAAUUAUGGGGGCCUAACCUACAACUUUUUUUUUUUUUGUCAAUUUUUUUAACCUUUUUUUAAUUACUGUAAAGAAAAAUGAAUUUUUCCUGCAGCAGGAAGCAUAUAGUUAUGAGUAGUUCUACCUCUUAUUUCUAGAUGCCAGGCUUUCUGUAAAAAAAAAAAAAAAGUCUUGUACCAUGUAUAAUGUGAUUUUUACAAAAAAAACCCCACAACAAACAAGCAACAAAUCCAUACCACCGCAAUCUUCAGGACAUGGCAUUGGGCUGAAUCAGUUUGAUUAACACCUUCUACUCUGAAGCAUCUGUUUUACUUAGGGUUGUGUGAUUUUAUUUUGGUUUUUCUAAAUAAUCUGACUUCACUCUGAAGGAGACAGGAUGUAACUGAAAUCUGUGGUGAUCUUGGAAGAGUCUUACGUGUCACGGUGGUCAGCAAGCUCCUGAGCAGCCACCAGCCUCAGUGGACAGAUGGUGAUUGUGCUCCUCACCUUGCUGGUUUCCUACACAGUGGUGGUGCAAAUUCCAGGCUUUUGGAACACGGGUGUGUGCAUGUGUGUGUGUAGGUGAGAAGCCCCUAGGUGUGCUUCAGGCAGGCUGACAGCACCAUGGAGGAGAAAGCCAGCUGAAGAUGGCUUGCUGGGAUGUCCAUCCCAAUGCUUGUGUUCACCAGGCUCACCAACUUCUGCAUCCUGUAGCAUCCCACAGCUCUUGUACCAUCGUCUACAGAAUUGACCCUAAUUCUUGACUCCUUGGCCCUAAACCCAUCUGUGGGUCCCUGGUGAGGUGUGGACCCCAUGCAGGCUAGGUGGGGACACACUCAGGCUUGUUGUUUGACACCAAGUGAGCAAAUACCGCCUUGGGAGGGAUGAUUUCUCUCUCUCUCUCUCUCUCUCUCUCUCUCUCUCUCUCUCUCUCUCUCUCUCUAGCAUGGCCGAGUGUGUACUUGUGUGUCAUGCAUUUGGGAAGUUUGGCUCCACCCAGGCAUUGCUUUUGUGGGGAUCGCCUGGACCACACUAAAGGCUUCAGCUAAAAAAUAAAAAAAUAGACAAGAAGAAAGCCCAUCUGUAAAGGGCCAAUUCUCCAGUGGAGGAAAACCCCACCCUGGAGGACAGGGGCGUUGCUGCUGCUUCUGUCCUUGCGAAACCAAAGUCCAUAUUGGUUCAGUAAAGAGGAUUUCAUGAUGGUGCUGAGACCUUAUAUGCCAAAUUUUAUUAUCUACUCACUCGUAGUAUCUGUAUCAGCAAGGAGAGGUGCAGAAGAGGCCUGUGCUGUCCCAGAUAGGCCGUUGAAGGUGCUGGCCACCCCACUGUCCCUACGGCACGUUGGUUAAGGGAUGAGUUGAUGGGGACCAUGCUGGUUUGAGCUAGAUCUGCUGUGCAUGGUGGUGGCUGCAGAAGGUGGCUGGAGCUGCAGAGGUGCCUACACAGCACACACCUGCACACACCUCCCUCCAAACAUUCCUCGCACACUCCUAAGGGGUCUCCCUUUCAGCUUCCAUGAGCCAUGUGUUGGCUCUGAUCAGCAUCCCUGGAAACCAGCCCAAACCCCCGUUGGGAAGGCUGGGGAGAUGCCAGAAGCUGCCAGACAAGGAGCAGCUCUGUGGUCCCUUCUGCUGCCAGGCCCCACCAGCUGGAGGAUGGGGAACCUGGGAAGCAUAAUGGCAGCUUCAACCAAUGCUUUCCAGCCCCUGGUGAACACAAGUCCUGGCUCCUGGUGGGGAAACAGCUUCCAUCAUCACCUGCAAAGUUCAUGGGAGCUUUUUUGGUUUUGGCCACAACUUGGAUUUGUCACAAUCCCAGUGGCUGACAGAGGAAAGAUGGAAGUGGGUGGACGGAGAGAAGCUGCUUUCCUGCUCCCAGUUGGCCCUGUGGCUGGGGAUUGCACAUUUUAGCUUUCCACCUGCUGGCCCUGGCGAUGUGUCUCCACAAAAAUGAGGUCUUCCACUUUCCAACUCUGUUAAAUGUACUUGAAAUGCAUCGACUGCUGAUCUAGAUCUCUCUCCUUUUUUGUUUUUUUCUUGUAACCUGAGGGAGCUGUUGCACAGAGGGUGGCGUUGCUGAAGGGACAGGACAAAAGCUUUGGUAGCUUUCCAUGGAAAACACACCACCUCUGAUGACAGGAGCUGGAGGUGUUCCCUUUCCUGGCACUUGUCCCCAGUGCUCAUUAGGGCUGGUGUCUCUCUUGUUGGGUUUUCCUUUAGAAACAAAGCAAAACUCAGCACAGAGAGAGAGCAAGUGAGAGCUCUUCUGGAGUCAGCAGGCAGGAGACAGAGCCUGCAGGCAGCCCAGGGGGAGUUGCCGUGCACUUCACAGACCUUUGGAAACAAAACUUGUUCUCCAUCAGAACUGGGCAUCUUGUGGGAAAAGCCUAGGUGAGCAUUUUGGGGGAUUCUCCUGAUGUGACCCUGUGACAGCUGCCGAGCUGCAGGCAGCUUUGUCCCAGCCCCAGGAAUGUGGUGGCCCCUCUGCCUCUUCAGCCCAUACUCACUUGUCAUCGUGGCUGAUACAUCUUUGUAAUUUUUUUUUUAUUAUUUUUAAUCAACAUGCACUUUCAGAUACUUUUAUUAUUGUUUUUAAUUCUGUUAAGUCUGUACUUGCUUUGGAGGAAAGAAUAAAACCUUAGUAUAAAAUGAGUGGAUGAAAUGGUGGAAUGAAAAGGAAAAAAACAGAAAGCAUUUCAAGAUAUUAAAAUUAUUUUUUUCCAGUAAUAUAAGACAUUAAAUUCCUUAUAACAUUAUAGUAUUUUACAGUUUUAUGAAGCUUUCUAUUGUGACUUUUAUGGAAUCAAAAGAAGAUGAGAUAUUUUAGCAUUUAUAUUUUUCAAAAUUAAAUGUAUACUGAAAAUAAAGUAACUUUAUGCAUUUA